Messenger RNA from Pyrgilauda ruficollis (rufous-necked snowfinch), 1994 nucleotides. RefSeq names its product retinoic acid receptor gamma (gene RARG). The transcript has 7 exons. Gene Ontology annotation, cellular component: nucleus; transcription regulator complex. Gene Ontology annotation, biological process: retinoic acid receptor signaling pathway; cellular response to corticotropin-releasing hormone stimulus; regulation of transcription by RNA polymerase II. NCBI's taxonomy places the organism in Eukaryota, Metazoa, Chordata, Aves, Passeriformes, Passeridae. Gene Ontology annotation, molecular function: nuclear glucocorticoid receptor binding; nuclear receptor activity; zinc ion binding. Bases 268 to 1251 code for a protein of 327 amino acids. The record is from RefSeq and is a predicted model, not a curated record.
UCGGUUUCCCCCACCCCCCACUGUAGGCUGGGGCCCCUUUGGAGAGCGGUCGAGAGGGGCUGUUUAACUCCCCUCACCUUUUCCCCCCCAGCCCUGGAGCCCUCCCCUGGGCGGGCUUUGGGGGACACGGGCCCCCCCUCGCCACCGCCCCCGCCCCGUGUGCACAAGCCUUGCUUCGUGUGCAGCGACCGCAGCUCUGGGUACCACUACGGAGUGAGCUCCUGCGAGGGCUGCAAGGGGUUUUUCCGGAGGAGCAUCCAGAAGAACAUGGUGUACACGUGUCACCGGGAGCGCAACUGCCAGAUCGACAAGGUCACCCGCAACCGCUGCCAGUUCUGCCGCCUCCAGAAGUGCUUCCAGGUCGGAAUGUCCAAGGAAGCCGUGCGGAACGACCGGAACAAGAGGAAGAAGGAGGUGAAGGAGGAUCUGGGUGGGGAUGAGCUGAGCCCCGAGCUGGCCGAGCUGGUGCGGAGGGUCAGCAGAGCCCACCAGGAGACCUUCCCCUCUCUGGGCCAGCUGGGCAAGUACACCACGAACUCGAGCGCUGACCACCGGGUGCAGCUGGACCUGGGGCUGUGGGACAAGUUCAGCGAAUUGGCCACCAAGUGCAUCAUCAAGAUUGUGGAGUUCGCCAAGCGGCUCCCGGGCUUCACGGGGCUCAGCAUGGCUGACCAGAUCACUCUGCUCAAGGCUGCCUGCCUCGACAUCCUGAUGCUGCGGAUCUGCACCCGCUACACGCCGGAGCAGGACACGAUGACGUUCUCGGACGGGCUGACGCUGACCCGGACCCAGAUGCACAACGCGGGAUUCGGGCCCCUCACCGACCUCGUGUUUGCCUUCGCGGGGCAACUGCUGCCGCUGCAACUCGAUGACACCGAGACCGGGCUGCUCAGUGCCAUCUGCCUCAUCUGUGGGGACCGGAUGGAGCUGGAGCAGCCCCGGCGCGUGGAGCGGCUGCAGGAGCCGCUGCUCGAGGCUCUCCGGGUCUAUGCCCGGCGCCGGCGCCCGUGGCAGCCGCAGCGUUUCCCCCGGAUGCUGCUCAAAAUCACUGACCUUCGUGGCAUCAGCACCAAGGGGGCAGAACGAGCCAUCACCCUGCGCACGGAGAUCCCGGGGCCGAUGCCCCCCCUGAUCCGGGAGAUGCUGGAGAACCCCGAAAUCUUCACCGAAGAGGGGCGGGAUGGCCCCCCCCCAGCCCCAGACCCUCCUGCCGCCCAGGACAGUCCCCCUGGCCCCCCCACAUCCCCAUAGCCCCCCCCAGCUCGGGGGGGAUCUCCAAAACUCGUCCCCAGUGGGGUGGGACACUCAGAGCUGCCUUCCAGGGAAGCUGCUUUCCCCUUCUCCCUUUUGCUCUGGGGAGGGGGAGCUCCCCAAAGUGCCCCCCCCUCCAAAUUUGGGGAAGGGGGCAGAGACUGAUAGAGCAAAGCUAUUGCCUUAAGCUGCGGGAGUCUGGGGGCGCCCCCCAAACCUCAGCUUCAUGCCAAAGCCCCCUCAGACCCUGCUGCCACCCCCCUUGUACUGGGGGAGCUGUGAGGGGGGGGGGGGGGUUCAGGGGCCCAGCCCCUCCCCACCAAAUUAAUGCCUGACACUCCCACAGUGCCCCCCCCACGGUUUAUUUAUUGGACACAGGGUGGAUUUGGGGGGGGGACACCCCCAUUAUCCCCCAGGACAUCCUACCGCCCCCCCCCCCCCCAAAUCUGGGGGGGGGACACCGUUUAUAUUGGGGGGGGGCUGCUUGUGGGUUUUGCUUUUUGAUGCUGUUGGGGUAGAGAGGGAAACCCCAAAAUUGCCCUCCCCGGUGCCCCCCCCAAACACUACAGAGACCAAAGAUGGGGGACACAAGGUGACCCCCACAACCCCCCCCAAUUUGGGGUGGGGGCUCAAGCCAUAGGGUGACCCCAAAAUCCUGGGGGUCCCCCCAGACCCAACUGCCCUCCCAAAUCUCUGUUACCCCCAGCCUGGCUGGGUUGUAGGGUCUGGCCUUACUGGCCCCC